CAUACCUAUCACCUCCCCAAAUCCAUCUCUCACACUCUCUCAUCCCCCAGAAGUGAAAGGUACGGAGAAGGCAGAGCGGUAUGUGAACAAAGCCAGUCAGACACCACUGCAGGGUCGCAGACAAAGUAGCAGCUUUGAGAUGCCUUCACAAACGGACAGCAGCGAGCACCUCAGCGGCCAACCGGAGGUUUGCAGUCAGACCUGAGGAUGGCAGGUGACUCUUGUGUCCAGAUGGACCAUGACAUGGAGAUUGGCGUAACCCCCAAAGAGCAGCAAGUAAAAAAGCUUCCCAAACACCUUCGGGAGGCACAGAUCUCCACAGAUCGCACUCAUCUGAUUGCAGACACUGCGAAGAAGCCCCGGCAACGCUACGUCCAGAAGGAUGGCAAGUGCAACGUGCACCAUGGCAACGUUCAGGAAACGUACCGCUACCUCAGUGACCUCUUCACCACGCUGGUGGAUCUGCGCUGGCGUCUCAGUUUCUUCAUCUUCACCUUGGUCUAUGUGCUCAAUUGGCUAUUCUUUGGGUUCCUCUGGUGGCUCAUUGCACUCGUUCGAGGGGAUCUUCUGCAUGCAGAUGAAGAGGGCUGGACGCCCUGUGUGGAGAACCUGAACAGUUUUGUCUCCGCCUUCCUCUUCUCCAUUGAAACGGAGACCACCAUCGGCUAUGGCUACCGGGUCAUUACAGAAAAAUGUCCAGAGGGAAUCAUCCUUCUCCUGGUGCAAGCCAUCCUGGGCUCCAUUGUAAAUGCCAUGAUGGUGGGCUGUAUGUUUGUCAAGAUUUCGCAGCCCAAGAAUCGAGCUGAAACACUCAUGUUCUCCCACAAGGCUGUGAUCUCAGUACGAGACAACAAGCUCUGCCUGAUGUUCCGCGUGGGAGAUCUUCGGAGCUCUCAUAUUGUGGAAGCAUCGAUCCGAGCCAAGCUGAUCCGCUCGGAACAGACCAAGGAGGGCGAGUUCAUCCCACUCAACCAGACGGACAUCAACAUCGGCUUUGAUACAGGUGACGAUCGCCUCUUCCUGGUGUCGCCCCUCAUCAUAUCACACGAGAUCAAUGAGAAGAGCCCGUUCUGGGAAAUGUCACAGGCACAGAUGGAGAAGGAGGAAUUUGAGAUUGUGGUCAUUCUGGAAGGCAUGGUAGAGGCCACAGGAAUGACCUGUCAGGCACGCAGCUCCUAUCUGGACUCGGAGGUUCUGUGGGGCUAUCGCUUCACUCCUGUGCUCUCACUGGAGAAGGGUUUCUAUGAGGUGGAUUACAACAACUUUCAUGACAUCUACGAGACCAACACACCUUCCUGUAGUGCAAAGGAGCUGGCCGCCAGCCCAAGGGAGGGCCCACUGCUCCCCCAGCUCUGUGUACUGAGUCCUGAACCCAAGACGCAGGUCCAGGGGCACCUCGCCAGGAGCGGGCAGGGGAAAGGAGAGACCAAUAAUGGCUCAGCCGACCUGCCGGAGGAGAACCGCUCACCCUGAGAGAUAACACUAACUUUGUUCCCACUGUGCUUUGUUCCCAUUAUCCCUAGUGUUUCGAUAUGGUGCAGAGAUUGAGGCCCGAUGUAAAGCCAUUAAAAUAUUUAUACCCUAAGUAUCAGUAUAUACAGACUCAUGUCAGGCAUUUAAAUUCAUUCAUUUUGUAUCCCAGUCAAUCAUAAAUUUUCAUAUUACUAAUCAAUAUACCGUGCACUGGGAAUCUAAUAAGUAGCCAUACACAGUACAAUAUCAUAUAUUGUGCUUCUGCGUUGAAUAUGAAUGAUCAAAAUAACUUUUUAGUAUUUGACAAAUUGCUUUGAUGUAACACUGCACUAAUCAUAGUUUUGGGGUUCUCAAGAACUCCCAUGAACUGAGAAGAAAAUGCAAUAUUUAAGAUAAGCUGUUCACACUCUUUGUUCAGUCACAGAGGAGGUCAUAACUUUGAGCUACUUUCCACUGCAGACUUAUUACUGCUCAUGACUUCACUUAAUCAUAUGAUUACAUAUGAAAAGUACAUGGGAAAAAUCUCUGGAUCCCAUAGGAGAGAAGCAUCCUCCGCACUCUGGACCUUAACACAGAGUGGAAGAUUAAUGCCUGUUUCAGUGGGAUCAGGAAAGAAAGCAAUCCUUUAAAGAUGCACCUGGUGGAUUUUCAUCAUCAGAUUUAAGGUAUAUUAUAUUCCCUUCACACGUCGAAUCAAAGACUCUGCUUACUAUGUGUAUACUAACUCAAAAUGUUGGAUUAACCUGCUUUUUAAUCAAAACACAAGCACAACCUCAGCAGAGACAGACACACGGUUAUCUGCUCUCAACUCAAAAUAAGGCAGUAGUGACUGGGUCACAUCAUGCAGUGCUGGCUUAUCCAACAUCAUGCAGUGCUGGUUUAGGAAGUGUCUCUUAUCCAACAUUUGUAUGAUACAAAUCUACAAAGUUUUGUUUUGUUUUUGUUUUGCCUUCCCUGACAACCUCUGUUGCAAAGAUUGAGAUUGUUUUAUAUUUUAUAUUGAUUUCCAUUCAGUCUGAGGAAUUGAGUGAAUCACAACUCACAGGCAAUGAGUUGGUCAACUGGUAAAAUUAGUCAGUUUUAAAAUUGGUAAAAUUGGUCAAUUUUAGAUUGCAAUACAGGGUAUUUUCUAAGGCAUGUGAAAUUUAUCAGACACCCCAAUACAUACUGAACAUAAACAAAGUAGGUUCAAAAAUUCGUAGAAAGGUUUAGUCACAUAAGCAGUUAUUUGCAUUUUAGAAGGUUAUCAACCAAGACAUUCAAAGUCACUCUGCCUAAUCUUUUAAAAUGUAUAUUCCAGUUAUUCUUUAGAUUACACCAUUUUCCUUAAUUGGUAUGUCAUGAUUUCUCUGGGUAUGUGGGAAUAAACUCUGAACUGGCCACAUUACCAGAGCUCAAGAA
This is a messenger RNA of Electrophorus electricus (electric eel), 2874 nucleotides long. It is a transcript of the gene kcnj5, whose product is annotated as potassium inwardly rectifying channel subfamily J member 5. Gene Ontology annotation, biological process: regulation of monoatomic ion transmembrane transport; potassium ion import across plasma membrane. The record is from RefSeq and is a predicted model, not a curated record. Gene Ontology annotation, cellular component: plasma membrane. Gene Ontology annotation, molecular function: G-protein activated inward rectifier potassium channel activity. NCBI's taxonomy places the organism in Eukaryota, Metazoa, Chordata, Actinopteri, Gymnotiformes, Gymnotidae.